CGUACCAAUGAAAACAUCUGUUGGUAUCACCGGAAGUAUGGAAAUCGAGCUACGCGAUGUCGAAGCCCUUGUCAGUAUCAUCAGUCAAAAAACUAGAUUUCCGCCCAUCCGAAAUCGGCGAGGUGGGCGGAUUAAGAAUUAGUCGCCGUCUGCAAAUCUUCGACAAAUCUUCUAGUAUUCGGUUCUUAAUCGACACGGGAUCGGAUGUAUCGAUAAUACCUGCAUCCAAGAUAGAGAAGACUCGAGAACCAUCGCCGUUUUUACUCCAUGCAGCAAACGGAACGAAAAUACGAACGUAUGGGAGCAAGUUUGUUUCAGUGGAUCUCGGACUACGCCGAAAGUUUUCGUGGAAUUUUUUGCAAGCCGACGUUACUUCUGCAAUUAUUGGUGCCGAUUUCCUCGCGCAUUUUGGUCUUCUUGUAGAUCUUGGAAACAGAAGACUUAUUGAUGGUGGUACGAAAUUACACACUGUUUGUGGAUUAUCGAAAUCUUCGGUUUACGGUGUAACAACUAUAGCAAAAGAUCAUCCUUUUCGAGACUUGCUGGUCGAAUUUCGAGAAAUCACCGCCCCGCCGACAAUGCGCACUGAGAACGAUAUUUGCAGUACAUUUCGAGUUUCACAAAAGAUAUUCGGCACAUUAGUGGCAAAGACAAUUCUGCUGCAGACGCAUUAUCCAGAGUCAACACCAUCUCAGCUCCUUCAACAGUGGAUUUUGAAUUAUUAUCGAAAGCGCAGCAUGACGAUCCAGAACUACAGAAGCUACUUGCUGAUCGAACUACAUCAAUGAACUUGCAGUUAAGAUCAUCUGUUUCAACUAAUCAAUUGCUGUAUUGUGAUGUGUCGGAUAAUGUACAUGUCAGACCGUAUGUACCAGAGAAGUUACGGUUAGAAGUUCUUCGCAACAUCCAUUGCCAUUCUCAUCCCGAUGUUCGAGCAACGAGAAAAAUGGUUGCGCGAAGGUUUGUUUGGCCCUCAAUGAAUCGAGACGUCGCCCGCUUCGUCAGAUCUUGUAUUGAUUGUCAACGAUCGAAAAUCCAUCGGCAUACAUCUGCGGCGCUCAACGAAUUCGAGCUUCCAAAAAGUCGUUUCCGCCAUGUUCAUAUCGAUUUGGUUGGACCACUUCCGACGUCGAACGGAAAGCGGUAUUUAUUAACGAUGAUCGACCGGUUUAGUCGUUGGCCGGAAGCAGUUCCUUUGCCAGAUAUACUAGCAGAAACAGUCGCUAAAGCAUUUUGCGAAUGUUGGAUUUCUCGGUUUGGUGUUCCAGAAACAAUCACGACCGAUCAAGGACGACAAUUUGAAUCCGAAUUGUUCACGGAAUUGACGCGGCUUCUUGGGGCUCUCCGUAUUCGUACUACAGCGUAUCAUCCCGAAGCUAACGGUCUUAUCGAGCGUUUUCAUCGAACGUUAAAAACUUCGCUCACUUGUGUCGAUUCGAAACGUUGGUGCGAUAAACUGCCGUUGGUCCUGCUCGGUUUGCGAACUGUUAUCAGGGAAGAUAUCGAUUGUUCUGUUGCCGAGAUGACAUACGGACAGCCACUACGAAUUCCUGGCGAUUUUUUGGAACCCUCGAAGACGGAAAUAUGUCGCUCAGAGUUUGCCAAACUGCUUUGCCGGACCAUGCAACAAAUUGGACCAAUCAGAAACUCGCAUCAUGACAAACGAUCGGUAUUUGUUCCGAAGGAUUUGCAAAGUUGCAAAAGCGUUUUUGUUCGAAUCGAUUCAGUCAAGCGGCCUCUUACACACCCAUACGAGGGACCUUUUCAAAUAAUCGAAAGGCAUGAAAAGUAUAUGGACUUAAAUAUGAACGGUGAGAAACGAAGGAUUUCGAUUGAUCGUAUUAAACCAGCAUAUAUUUGCGAAAAGGAUUCGAAUGAAGAUAACGAAAGAACAAAAGUUACGCCAUCCGGUCACCGUGUUCGGU
Molecule: messenger RNA, 1925 nt
Organism: Anopheles merus
Lineage: Eukaryota; Metazoa; Arthropoda; Insecta; Diptera; Culicidae
Exons: 2
Coding region: 57-788 (243 amino acids)
Biological process (GO): proteolysis
Molecular function (GO): aspartic-type endopeptidase activity
Source: RefSeq, a predicted model, not a curated record